Molecule: messenger RNA, 2033 nt
Organism: Sesamum indicum (sesame)
Lineage: Eukaryota; Viridiplantae; Streptophyta; Magnoliopsida; Lamiales; Pedaliaceae
Product: 2,3-bisphosphoglycerate-independent phosphoglycerate mutase
Biological process (GO): glucose catabolic process
Cellular component (GO): cytoplasm
Molecular function (GO): manganese ion binding
Source: RefSeq, a predicted model, not a curated record
UUCUCCAGAAAGCUCCCAAGUCCCAGCACCGCCCCUACCUCAACCCCCCACCCCAUCAACUGAUGAACUCUGUAAUACUGUUCUAAUCCCAACUCCCUAUUCAGUUUUCUCCAGACAAACACUCCUCUUUGGUCUUCUCUCCCGCCUUCUAGUUUGGAGAUUAGCUCACCAAGGCAAACACAGAGUACCCUCUCUCUCUGCAUAAAACAGUGAUGGGUAGCUCAGGAUUUUCAUGGAAAUUGAAGGAUCACCCGAAAUUGCCCAAGGGAAAAACCAUAGCAGUGGUGGUGUUGGAUGGAUGGGGUGAGGCCACCCCUAAUGAAUACAACUGCAUCCAUGUGGCCGAUACCCCCACCAUGGAUUCACUCAAAAAAGUUGCGCCUGAAAGAUGGAGAUUGGUGAGGGCUCAUGGUACUGCUGUGGGGCUGCCAACAGAUGAUGAUAUGGGCAACAGUGAGGUUGGUCACAACGCCCUUGGCGCUGGCCGGAUUUAUGCACAAGGUGCGAAGCUCGUUGAUAUUGCUCUUGAAACCGGUAAAAUCUACGAAGGAGAAGGUUUCAAGUACAUCAAAGAAUGUUUUGAAAACGGAACUCUACACCUCAUUGGAUUAUUGAGUGAUGGAGGUGUCCACUCUAGGCUUGACCAGUUGCAGUUGCUGCUUAAAGGUGCUAGUGAGCAUGGUGCUAAAAGAAUCCGUGUUCAUAUUCUCACAGAUGGACGUGAUGUGUUGGAUGGAACAAGUGUAGGCUUUGUUGAAACUCUUGAAAAUGAUCUGGCAAAACUGCGUGAGAAAGGUAUUGAUGCCCGGAUUGCAUCUGGCGGAGGUCGCAUGUAUGUUACAAUGGAUCGAUAUGAGAAUGAUUGGGAUGUUGUGAAACGAGGUUGGGAUGCCCAAGUGUUGGGAGAAGCACCCCACAAGUUUAAGAGUGCCGUGGAAGCCGUUAAGAAGCUGAGAGAGAUUCCUAACACAAACGAUCAGUACUUGCCUCCAUUUGUUAUUGUUGAUGAUAACGGGAAAGCCGUUGGGCCUAUUGUUGAUGGUGAUGCUGUUGUAACUUUCAACUUCCGCGCUGAUCGUAUGGUUAUGAUAGCCAAGGCACUUGAGUACAAGGAGUUUGAUAAAUUUGAUCGAGUUAGAUUUCCUAAAAUUCAUUAUGCUGGAAUGCUUCAAUAUGAUGGUGAACUGAAACUUCCCAGUCAUUACCUUGUUUCUCCUCCGGAGAUUGAAAGAACAUCCGGAGAAUAUUUGGUGCAUAAUGGUAUCCGAACUUUUGCUUGUAGUGAAACUGUUAAAUUUGGCCACGUCACAUUUUUCUGGAAUGGAAAUCGCUCAGGAUACUUUAACCCAGAAAUGGAAGAAUAUGUCGAAAUUCCAAGUGAUUCUGGCAUUACAUUUAAUGUCCAGCCAAAGAUGAAGGCUUUAGAGAUUGGUGAGAAGGCAAGAGAAGCAAUUCUUAGCCGCAAAUUUGACCAGGUACGUGUCAACCUACCUAACGGUGACAUGGUGGGACACACCGGUGAUAUUCAAGCAACAAUUGUGGCUUGUAAGGCUGCUGAUGAUGCCGUCAAGAUGAUCCUUGAUGCAAUAGAGCAAGUUGGUGGAAUAUAUGUCGUUACUGCUGAUCAUGGGAACGCCGAGGACAUGGUGAAGAGGAAUAAGAAGGGGGAGCCUCUUCUUGACAAGAAUGGCAACAUUCAAAUUCUUACAUCUCACACUCUGCAACCCGUUCCCAUAGCAAUUGGUGGGCCUGGGCUGGCGCCCAGUGUGAGAUUCCGCCAAGACAUUCCCAAUGGUGGGCUGGCGAACGUAGCUGCAACAGUGAUGAACUUGCAUGGAUUUGAGGCACCCGACGAUUAUGAGCCGACCCUAAUUGAGGUUGUCGACAAGUAGAUUAGCCGAGAGUAACAUCAAAUUUUUGCAUAGGAGGACGGCACGGGAAUAUGCGAUCUGUUUUUAAAUAAGAACAGACUAGUUUAUGAUUACUAUUGUAAGCGGUAUUGAACGUUGAGAUAUUGCUACUUGUCAAUUGGA